This is a messenger RNA of Aedes albopictus (Asian tiger mosquito), 7099 nucleotides long. RefSeq lists its product as uncharacterized. Gene Ontology annotation, biological process: DNA integration. Gene Ontology annotation, molecular function: nucleic acid binding. Lineage: Eukaryota; Metazoa; Arthropoda; Insecta; Diptera; Culicidae. The transcript has 3 exons. Bases 419 to 7099 code for a protein of 2226 amino acids. The record is from RefSeq and is a predicted model, not a curated record.
GGUGUGCGCGAGGAAGCCCACCGUGCACACUACCACCAACCUGGUCGAUAACAUUGAUCAACCUUCUGUACCGGGGAUCUACGCAGCUGUCAACGAGGUGAACAAAGAUAAAACAACACAAAACGAAUAGACAACACAAACGUGGUUUCGAUUUUCUGUUCCUCUAAUUUCUAAAAUAUUUGCUAGUUAAAAUCUAAUCAACUUUGAACUUAUUAUUGAAUUCACAAGUUAAAAUCAACCAAAAGGUUGCGGACAGUGACAGACAAACUAAAAGGAAGGACUAAAAACCUUAAAGCAUUCUCUAAAGCAAAAACGAGUCUGCUAAAUAGGAGUCCCGAAACUUUUCCCAUUGUCGCAUCAACCGCAACAAACUUUAAGGUUUUUAACCUCACAAAGUGAGUGCAUCAGGACGACUAGAAUGUCGGGAUCUGAUAAAUCGACCCGAAGACGCAGCGUCAUCCGACAACUGACGGAAGAGGAGAGUUCGGCGACUGGAUGUUGUCCCUUGUGCGACCGACCCGAUGUAGCCGAUAAAUGGAUGGUGCAGUGCGACCUGUGCGAGCGGUGGUUCCACUUCACCUGCGCGAAGGUUGACGAGAAUGUCAAGGAUAGAAGUUUUGCAUGCGGGAAAUGCGCUCUACCAUCCGGUCGGGAAUCUACACGAACUUCUUCCAGUACUAGUUCGUCGAGGAGACGGUUAGAACUCCUUCGAUUGCAGGAGGAAAAGGAGCUCCAAGAGAAGUUAUUGAUGGAGCAAGCGGAGGAGGAAUGCGCUCUGCAAAAGAAGGCACAAGAAGAGGAAAAGGAGAGGAGGAAGAGGAUCAUGCAGGAAAAGUUGGAGAUAGCCAAGCAGUAUUUGAAUAGGAAGUACGAAGUACUGCAGGAGCAGGAGCGAUCGAACGAAGGUAGGAGUCGGAAAAGUCUCUCCAGCACUCGGAGCAAACUCAGCGACGUUCAAAAAUGGGUCGAGAACCACGGUAUGGUCAUGGCAACCGGAUCCGGGAUGAGUCAAGUCCCCAUCGGCACCACACCAAUCACCGAAGCUGGCCCCAGGGAUGAAUCUGCUAGACUUCCGUGUGGCGGGAUAUUUCAAGGCACUGCUGCUCAACCCGAUGUUCCUAAAGAGCCUGUUGCAGUUACUGGCGCGUACGAUCAAAGCAAUAUUGCCUCGUGGGGAAUUCUGGUACCUCGCGCGGUCCAAAAUCCUGAAAAUUCGGUCCCGGCUCCACCACCCCCACCUCCUACUACUUCUAGCACUCCUGUCUAUAUGAGGCAGGGUUCGCGCACCUCCGCUUUUCUCGCCGCAGCCGAUAUAUCUUUGCCCACGUCUGCGCAGCAAGUUGGACAACUGAUGUAUUCAAUGGAGAUAUCGCCACCUCCCAGCGGCGACAAGUCUAGGGCUGACUUAGAACGGGAAGUUCGAGAGCUGAAGCAGCAAUUGGCCAGCAUUCAACAGCCGUCGUCUAAUCAGCGCCAUCCGUUUCCCACUCCGAGUAGCAGCAGUACGUCGGAUGCAGUAACUACUAGCAUAAGUAUCACGACAGGUGCAGGUAUGUUAAACGCGCAAGCUCCGUUACCAACGGUUAGAGAACUAAGUAGGCAGGCACACAAUCCUAUUAGUUAUCCGGUAAGAAAUCAGGCUCAGAAUGUUAGCAUUGCUCAGGGGUUUGUAACAAAUUGUAACACAAUGAACACUGUAGUGAGCUCUAACUCGUUGCCUCACCGAGGCUCGAUAGUUUCGUCAAGUGCUGGGCUAUGGGAUCCUAACUACACCGGUAGCUGUUUCUACCCGGUAGUUUCCGCCAGCCAUUUAUCGCGACAGUACGAACCAAGUGCCGCGCAUGCCGCUGUCCGGCAUUCGUCUUUCCCGUUUGGUGUUCCCACCGGGCAUUCGUCGGGGCAUUACGCACCAAGUCAACCGAAUCCUCGCAAUCAAUAUUCGACAUUUCCGCCUAAUGCUCCCUCCUACCCGUUCGUCGCGAGUGUAUCGAGUGUUCCAAAUCCGAUCGUUACGCCGCUACCGUCAAGCAGAGUCGCUCAUGAUCUUCCAGUCUCAUCGUGUGGACCGAGUUCACAGCAAAUCGCUGCAAGACACGUGGUGCCCAAGGAGCUACCAGAGUUUGCCGGCGACCCCAUAGACUGGCCGCUGUUCGUGAGUAGCUACAACAACUCAACGCGUAUGUGUGGAUAUACCGAUGACGAGAACCUCAUGCGUCUUCAGCGGUGUCUCAAAGGGAAUGCAAAGGAAGCAGUUCGGGGACAUCUCUACCAUCCGUCAUCAGUGCCACAGGUAAUGGCGACCUUGGAAACACUCUACGGUCGCCCUGAAUUGAUAGUUAAGUGCCUGAUGAAUAAAGUGUAUUCAACGCCGGCGCCGAAAGCGGACAAGCUGGAGAGCCUCAUCAGCUUCGGACUCGUCGUUCAGAACCUUUGUAGCCAGCUGCAGUCCAUGGGCAUGGACGCCCAUCUUUCAAACCCUUCGCUACUCCAGGAGUUGGUGGGCAAGUUGCCGGCCAAUAUCAAGCUGGACUGGGCCUUGUACCAACGACAGAUUCCAGUAACAGAUUUGCGGGCGUUUAGCGCGUACAUGACAACAAUUCUGUCUGCGGCCAGCAACGUCACACUUUACGUAGAGCCAGUGCGAAAGCAGGAGAAGUUCAAGGGUAAAGAGAAGGGUUUUGUGAACGCGCAUACGACGGAGCCGGAACGGAAAGUCCAGCGGGACGUCAAGACGGAAGAUGCUGGUGUUAGUACCAUUCGCCAACCGAAGCCGUGUCUACUGUGCAAGAAGGACGGACACAAAGUGCGCGAGUGCAAUAGUUUCAAGAGCUUGUCCCUGGAGAAUCGUUGGAAGACGGCCCAGCAGCUAAGCCUCUGCCGCCGUUGCCUGAUUCCUCACGGUAAGUGGCCGUGCAAGGCUACGGUGUGUGGUGUAAGCAACUGUGAAGAACGCCAUCACAAGCUACUGCACCCGGGAAACCCUCAGGCGCCGACUAUCGAAGCAGUGUCUUCAGCGAGAAGCCAGGUCACACCCACAACAUCUGCGACGGUGAACGUUCAUCGUCAACUUCCGUGUCCGGUGCUAUUCCGGAUUCUUCCAGUUACUCUUCACGGGAAAAACAAGUCAGUCACCACGUUGGCAUUCCUCGACGACGGAUCUUCCUACACACUAAUGGAAAAAGAGUUGGCUGAUGAACUGGACGUUGAAGGUGAAGCCGAACCCCUGUGUUUGCAGUGGACCAGCAGUAUCAAACGAACCGAAAAGGAUUCACAGAACGUACAGUUGGAAAUCUCGGCGGCUGGCAACAGUCAAAAGCACACACUGGAAUACGUGCGGACGGUCGAAAGCUUGGAUCUUCCCCCGCAGUCUUUGCAGUACGAAGAGAUGGCGCGCAGAUACGAUUACCUCAAAGGUCUACCCGUAGACAGUUAUCCUAUCGCUACACCCCGUAUUCUGAUCGGUGUGGACAACGCUAAAUUGCUGCUGACGCUGAAGAAGCGAGAAGGGAAGUACUUCGAACCAGUUGCAGCAAAAACAAGGCUUGGUUGGACCAUCUACGGGAAAGCAGAAGGACUUUCGAGUACACCAGAACAUCGUCUUCUCCACAUCUGCGCUCGCUCAUCCGACGAACAGUUACAUGACGCAGUGAAAAAUUUCUUUUCCAUCGAAAACGUUGGCGUGGCGCUUGUUCCACAAAUCGAAGCUGAAGAAGAUCGGCGAUCGCGUGAGAUUCUCGAGAAAACAACUAUUCGGACAUCAUCCGGGCGCUUCCAAACAGGACUGCUCUGGAAGUUUGACUGCGUUGAAUUUCCUCAAAGCCGAUUCAUGGCUGAAAAGCGACUGUCUUGUCUGGAACGGAGUUUGAGCAAGAAACCGGAGCUGUACGCAAACGUCCGACAGCAGAUCCUCGAUUAUCAAUCGAAGGGCUACGCCCAUAAGCUUACAAAUGAAGAAACCAGCCUCAGUGACCCUAGAAGAGUCUGGUACUUGCCGUUAGGUGUGGUUCAGAACCCGAACAAGCCUGGAAAAGUCCGGGUUGUGUGGGACGCAGCGGCAACUACCGGUGGCGUAUCACUAAACUCCAUGCUACUGAAGGGGCCGGAUCUACUCACAUCGCUACCAUCCGUACUAUUCCGUUUCCGCCAGCGAGAGGUGGCCAUUACGGGUGACAUAAAAGAAAUGUUCCAUCAGAUCCUGAUUCGGCCGGAGGAUCGACAAGCUCAGCGGUUUCUGUGGCGGGACAGUGCAACGGAACCAGUGCAGGAAUACGUGAUGGAUGUUGCAACGUUUGGGUCAACAUGUUCGCCAUGCUCUGCCCAAUACGUAAAAAACAGAAAUGCCGAAGAGUGGAAGCAGGUAUACCCGGACGCGGCCGCGGCUAUCGUGGAGAACACCUACGUAGAUGACUACGCGAACAGUUCAGAUACGGUUGAGGAAGCAGUUCGCAUAGCGCUCGAGGUGAAGGAGAUACACGCAAGUGCUGGUUUCGAGAUUCGGAAUUGGCUUUCAAGCUCCAAACAAGUUCUUCGACGGGUCGGGGAAGAAACAACGCAAGUCUCAAAGUGCUUCAUUGCAGAGAAGUCCACCGGUUCAGAACGGGUACUUGGAAUGGCGUGGCUACCAGAACCCGACGAAUUCACGUUUGCUCUUAAGCUUCGUGAUGAAGUUGUUCAACUGUUGGCGGAAGGAUUCAUUCCGACAAAGCGUCAAGUGCUAAGAGUGGUCAUGAGCAUCUUUGAUCCUCUCGGGCUUGUUGCAGCGUUUGUAGUGCACGGAAAAUGCUUGAUCCAGGACAUUUGGAGAGCGAAAGUGAACUGGGACGAGCGAAUUCCAGAAGAAUUGGUCAUCAAGUGGCGGCGUUGGGUGGAGGUGCUGCAAAACCUUAACCAGGUGAAGAUUCCACGCUGCUAUUUUCCUGGAUACGAUCACCGCAGUUUGAAACGCUUGGAACUUCACGUGUUCGUAGAUGCAAGUGAGGCCGCGUAUGCAUGCGCCGCUUAUUUCCGGAUUGUCGACCGAGGACAGGUACGCUGCGCGCUGGUGUCGGCCAAAACAAAAGUGGCACCUCUAAGUCCAAUGUCGGUGCCUCGUUUGGAACUGCAAGCCGCAGUUAUCGGUGUCCGACUAAUGAAAUCGGUGCAGGAAAACCAUACAUUACCGAUAAGCCGUCGCGUAAUCUGGGGCGACUCUAAAACAGUUCAAUCGUGGCUUCGAUCGGAUCAGCGGAAGUACCGACAAUUUGUGGCGUUCAGGGUCAGCGAGAUUCUGAAUGAGACGAGCCUGGAAGAAUGGAAAUGGGUUCCUACACGACGCAACGUAGCAGAUGAAGCCACCAAGUGGGGCAAAGGACCGAGUUUUCAACCAGACAGUCGAUGGUUUACAGGACCUGAAUUCCUUUACGAGGAUGAAUCUAGAUGGCCAGAACAGGAAUACUCGCCGCCGGAUAUCCAGGAAGAAAUGCGACCAGUCCACGCCCACCACCGUCCAUCUUCGAAUCCAGUGUUCAAUUACCAGCGGUUCUCCAAGUAUCAACGACUUCUACGGACGGUAGGGUAUGUACUGCGCUUCAUUGAUCGUUGUCGUCGAAAGCCUGCAACCGAUUCUUCCGAUACUGGAGUACUGUCGAGAGAGGAGCUGUUGAAGGCGGAACUCGUGCUGUGGCGGUUGGUGCAGAACGAAGAAUAUGCCGAAGAAGUGUCGACGAUUCGCAAGAACAAGGAACGACCGCCAGGAGAAGUCAAAAGGUUGACGAAAAGUAGCCCGUUACGCAAGUUGACGGUUUUUCUCGACGAUAACGGAGUUUUGCGUAUCGAAGGGCGGAUUGAGGCAGCAAAAUUUGUUCCAUACGAGCCCAAGUAUCCCGUGGUGCUCCCAAAACAACACUACGUUACUCGACUGCUCGUCGAUCACUUUCACCGACGGUACGCACAUGGUUACGGAGAAACGGUGAUCAACGAGCUUCGACAGAUCUUCCACAUUCCUGGUUUGAGAACUCUUGUCCGACAGAUUGCCAAUCGUUGCUCAUGGUGUACCGUGUAUCGUGCAGCUCCCCGGUCCCCGCGAAUGGCACCUCUUCCAGCUGCGAGAGUGACCCCGUACGUCCGGCCAUUCACAUUUAUUGGCAUCGACUACUGUGGGCCUUUCCUGAUUCGCAUCGGUAGAAACAACGUGAAGAGAUGGGUGGUACUCAUCACUUGCCUAACUGUACGAGCCGUUCAUCUAGAGAUUGCCUGCAGCUUGUCCAGUGAGUCAUGCAAGAUGGCUAUUAGACGGUUUAUCGCCAGGAGAGGAGCUCCACAGGAGAUCUACAGCGACCAGGGCACAAAUUUUGUUGGAGCAAGCAAAGAGUUACGGGAGGAAAUAGCUGCGGUGAACCGUACGUUGGGCAGAACCUUCACCAACCGUGACACUCAGUGGCGUUUCAACCCCCCGGCCGCCCCCCACAUGGGUGGAGCGUGGGAACGCAUGGUGCGAACCGUGAAAGUUUCGCUACACACGUUGCAGACCAGUAGGACACCAGAUGAGGAGACGUUCCAUACCCUUCUGACUGAAGUGGAAGGUAUAAUCAACUCGCGACCGCUGACAUUUGUUCCGUUAGGAUCAGAGGAAGAAGAAGCUCUUACACCUAACCACUUCCUGAUGCUUAGUUCUAACGGUGUAGUUCAGCCGCCACAGGAACCGGUGACGGAUAGCGGACGAGCACUCAGGGCUAACUGGGAUCUGAUACGAAGUAUGUUGGACCAGUUCUGGACGAAAUGGAUAAAGGGCUACCUGCCCACGAUCUGUCGCCGCUCCAAGUGGUUCGACGAUAUCAAGCCAGUACAAGUAGGAGAUUUAGUGGUGGUGAUUGACGAAGGAACCCGGAACAGCUGGACUCGCGGAAAGGUGGUUAAGGUCUAUCCUGGAAACGAUGGCAGAAUACGAAAAGUGGACGUGCAGACUGCGAAUGGAGUGUUCCAGCGACCGGUUACCAAGGUAGCUGUGCUUGAUGUGGCUGUAGGCGGUAUAGCUGAGCCUGAGGCAGGACAGCAGCAAUACGGGUCGGGGAAUGUGCGCGAGGAAGCCCACCGUGCACACUACCACCAACCUGGUCGAUAA